Messenger RNA from Cyphellophora europaea CBS 101466, 2220 nucleotides. RefSeq lists its product as uncharacterized. The coding region runs from base 1 to 2220 and encodes 739 amino acids. The record is from RefSeq and is a predicted model, not a curated record. Gene Ontology annotation, molecular function: syntaxin binding. Gene Ontology annotation, biological process: intracellular protein transport; vesicle-mediated transport. Lineage: Eukaryota; Fungi; Ascomycota; Eurotiomycetes; Chaetothyriales; Cyphellophoraceae. Gene Ontology annotation, cellular component: secretory granule; plasma membrane. The transcript has a single exon.
AUGGGGACUUCGAUCAUAGACCUUCAACGAGGGAUAAUCUUGGACAACAUCAGAGCCAUAAGCGGCGAUGACUGGAAAGUUCUCGUACUGGACGAGCGCAGUCGAAAACUGGUAACAAAUGUCACCAAGGAGGACGACAUUCUGAAUGCAAAUAUCAUCAAUAUCGAGCAGCUCGAGGACAGGCGGCAGACUCAGUCAACUACUGAUGCGAUAUACCUCCUCUCGCCUCUGCCGCAUGUGGUCGAGGCUCUCAAGGCGGAUCUAAAUCGUCGCCGUUAUCGUCGCGCGUUUCUGGUAUGGACAUCUCAUCUCCCACGCCCACUGCAAGAUGAGCUCUUCCGGUCCGAAACUCGACAGCGCAUGAUCGCUGACUCCAGGAGCCUUGACAUCGACUUCUAUCCCCGAGAAUCCCAUGUAGUGACAUUUCGAGAACCCUGGAGUUUUCACGCCUUGUUCCAUCCGGCGUGUGACUCCCUGAUCAAAAGCCAUCUGGACUCCUUGACCGCCAAAGUCGUGUCUCUGUGUGUGUCUCUGGGCGAGUACCCGAUUGUCAAAUACUAUCGCCCCAAAAAUCCGCGUCAUGAAGCGAGUGUUUUGUGUUCCCAUUUGGCAUCUUUCAUCCAAGGAGCGCUAGACAGCUACACCGGAGCGCAUCGGGACCGUUUCCCACCUCCUUCGCCCAGGCCACGAGGUUAUCUGUUCAUUACGGACCGCUCGAUGGAUCUUAUGUCGCCACUCGUGCAUGAGCUGACUUAUCAGGCUAUGGCCAUGGACGUUCUGCCAAUGCAGGAUGACGAUGAGAAGGUGACUUACAGAAACACCAUCCGCCGAGGCCAGGAAGACCAGGAGGAGAAAGACGUUGAGCUCAAUGAUAAUGACAAGCUCUGGGUGGAACAUCGACACAUGCAUAUGAAAGAUCUUCUGGUGCAGCUCAGCGAAGCAUUCAAAAGGUUCCAGGCCAAAAACCCUCAAUUUGCAGACAGCGAAGGAGAGAAGGUCAGCGUCAACACCAUCAAGGACAUGUUAGCAGGUCUACCCGAAUUCCAAGAAGGGAAAGAAGCGUUCUCGCUGCACAUCGAUAUGGCCGAGAAGUGCGCGAAGAUCUUCCAGGACCACAAGAUUCUCGAUCUCAGCUCAGUCGAGCAGUCGCUGGCAACAGGACUGGACGAGGAUAACAAGAAGCCUCGUAAUUUGGCAGAUCAGAUGGUUCGUUUACUAGACGAUGACAGUAUUGUCCAUGAAGAUCGACUGCGAUUGCUAAUCAUGUAUAUCAUUUACCGCAAUGGCAUUCUAGGAGGCGACAUUGAGAAGCUGAGAUGCCACGGUCAGCUAUCACCCAUGGAUGGCGAGAUCAUUUACAACCUCGACAUGCUUGGUGCUCGCGUACAGAGGCAACUCAAGGAUGAGACACCGCCAUUGCAGCCCAUCUUCCCACCCAGAAUGAAUAACACGGCUGGAUUGGAGGAGGUCAGCUUGUCGCGGUUUGAGCCCAGUCUUCGGUUCAUGCUUGAAGAGCAAUGCCAGGGCACGUUAGACCCGAAUCUCUUCCCGCCUGUCAAACCACAUCUGGACAAUCAAAACCCGGCCAUGACUAUGUCACAGACUUCACUGCGCAACGCCGGCAAACCAACGUGGGCAUCGAGCCGUGCACAGUCAAAUAAACCUCGCCAGAGAUUGAUCGUGUUCAUGGCGGGUGGUGCCACCUAUGCAGAAGCACGGGCCUGCUACGAAGUGUCGCAUCAGUUUGGCAAGGAUGUGUUCCUGGCCACAUCUCACAUGCAAACGCCCAAAACAUAUCUCCGCCAAGUCAGCCUCCUCAGUGCUGGCCGAAAGCAGCUUGGUCUUCCUCAAGACUCAGGAAGGCCCCAAAUGCCAGCCUGGAUGUCAGACGCGCCUCCUAGCGAGCUUGCACCGAAGCCACAAUCUCAACAGGGAAGUCAGGGUCCACAGCACUCUCAAUCGGGACUGCCAUCAAGACCACAGCAGCCACCAAAUGGCCGUCCGCCUGAUGGCAGACCACCCACCGAGGCUAUGAAUAGAAUGAACCUUGGGCCUCCUCCCAAUGGUGGUCCAGCUAGAGCACUCUCACCCGGCAAAUCACCUGCCAGACCACCAGUCAGCACCUUCCGGCCCCCAGAAGAGAGCGGUGGCAAGCUGAAGAAGGAGAAGAAGGAGAAACAUGGCCUGUUCCACCGCAAGGACAAGAAGGACAAGUACUGA